Lepisosteus oculatus (spotted gar) is the source of this 3292-nucleotide messenger RNA. RefSeq names its product catalase (gene cat). NCBI's taxonomy places the organism in Eukaryota, Metazoa, Chordata, Actinopteri, Semionotiformes, Lepisosteidae. Gene Ontology annotation, molecular function: catalase activity; heme binding. Gene Ontology annotation, biological process: hydrogen peroxide catabolic process; response to hydrogen peroxide. Gene Ontology annotation, cellular component: mitochondrion; peroxisome; cytoplasm. The record is from RefSeq and is a predicted model, not a curated record.
CCCAUAGAAGUGUGCAACAUAUAGAUGAGUCGUGAUCGUAGCUCAAUCCUGAUGCCCCAGCGGCGUCAUGUAGCAGAAUUAUUCACAUUAACUCCCCUCGACUGCAGGGCAGAUACCUGGAAAAGAUCACUUUUAGGCAAGGGACGGGCACACCAGACCAGUGGUUCUGUCAAUUGUUACAAUGGGAAACGCCGAUGAAAUCUCGUCUCACAUCUAACUUUUCACAAACAGGGGGCAAAUGGGGAUGAGAAAGAAAAAAAAGUAAAUAUUCUGGUACGGAAACCGAAAACACGCCCCAAAUCACUGAGCGCGUUUAUCUUUGUGGUCUGGAAGAGAGCCGAUCCGUGAGAUCAGGAGCGGGUGUCCUGUGCCGGACCGGCCGCAGCAGCGCUGUGACUGCUAGGCGGGGCGACCAAUCGCAGCCCGGGCUGUGGGAGGAAGGGCAGGCCGCAGCCCGACAGCCCCCAGCCUGCUCCCCGCUGGAGUACAAGAGCAGCUCCCACGGCAAGGACCAAGUUCACGUCUCGGAAACAAACCUGUGCAGCCGUCGGGAUGGCCGAGAGCAGGGAGAAGUCAUGCGAUCAGAUGAAAAUCUGGAAAGAAAGUAGAGGCUCCCAGAAGGCGGAGACUCUGACCACGGGCGCUGGGAUCCCUUUGGGAGACAAGCUCAACGCCCAGACCGCCGGCCCGCGGGGCCCCCUCCUGGUGCAGGAUGUGGUCUUCACGGACGAGAUGGCCCACUUUGACCGGGAGCGCAUCCCGGAGAGAGUGGUGCACGCCAAGGGGGCAGGAGCCUUUGGAUAUUUUGAGGUGACCCAUGACAUCACAAAGUACACCAAGGCCAAGGUGUUUGAGCAUGUGGGAAAGAGGACACCUACCGCUGUGAGAUUCUCCACUGUGGCUGGGGAGUCCGGCUCAGCGGACACUGUGCGAGACCCUCGUGGGUUUGCUGUGAAGUUCUACACCGAGGAAGGAAACUGGGACCUGACUGGAAACAACAUCCCCAUCUUCUUCAUCAGGGACCCGAUGCUGUUCCCGUCCUUCAUCCACUCCCAGAAGCGCAAUCCUCAGACCCACCUCAAGGACCCCGACAUGGUCUGGGACUUCUGGAGUCUGAGGCCUGAGUCCCUGCAUCAGGUCACGUUCCUGUUCAGUGACCGGGGCAUCCCAGAUGGGCAUCGUCACAUGAAUGGCUAUGGCUCCCACACCUUCAAGCUGGUCAAUGCUGCAGGCGAGGCCGUCUACUGCAAGUUCCACUUCAAGACUGACCAAGGCAUUAAGAACCUGUCUCCAGAACAAGCAGAGCUCCUGGCUGCCACUGACCCCGAUUACAGCAUCAAGGACCUGUACAACGCCAUCGCCAAUGGCAACUACCCCUCCUGGACAUUCUACAUCCAGGUCAUGACCUUUGAGCAGGCGGAAAGUUUCCCCUUCAACCCCUUCGACCUGACCAAGGUCUGGUCCCACAAGGAUUACCCCCUGAUUCCGGUGGGCAAGCUGGUGCUGAACCGCAACCCCGUCAACUACUUUUCAGAGGUGGAGCAGAUUGCCUUUGACCCCAGCAACAUGCCCCCUGGGGUCGAGCCUAGCCCGGACAAGAUGCUGCAGGGUCGCUUAUUUUCGUACCCGGAUACGCACCGACACCGCCUGGGCGCCAACUACCUGCAGCUGCCUGUGAACUGCCCUUACAGAACCCGGGUCGCCAACUACCAGAGAGAUGGGCCCAUGUGCAUGUUUGACAACCAGGGCGGAGCUCCAAAUUACUACCCCAACAGCUUCAGCGCCCCCGAAGCCCAGCCCAGAUUCCUGGAAUCUAAAUUCAAGGUUUCCAUCGAUGUCGCCCGCUAUAACAGCUCUGAUGAAGAUAACGUCACCCAGGUGCGCACGUUCUACACGCAGGUGCUGAGCGAGGAGGAGCGCCAGCGGCUGUGCCAGAACCUGGCCGGGCACCUGAGGGGAGCCCAGCUGUUCAUCCAGAAGCGCAUGUUGCAGAACCUGAUGGCUGUCCACCCAGACUAUGGGAACCGAGUGCGGGCUCUGCUGGAUAAGUACAACGCUGAGGCCGACAAGAACGUGAUCCGGGUCUAUUCCCCCACCUCCCAGUCGCUUGCUGCCUCCAAGAUGUAACGUCCCAAGUCCAUGGAGAGCGUGCCAGUGGACACCACAGGCUAAUGGUGUUAUUCCUGCUGUUUCCUGACAUGUAACAAUAAGCUGAAGAAUCAGAUUUCUAAUGACGACUAGUAAUUGGAUUCUUAAACACUUAGGAUAAGAAUUGGUUUUAUAAGCUAGGUUUUGAAUUUUUCAACUAAUCAAGUGGGGUGGCCAGGCAGGGGUAAAGCCUUAAGGUCUGGCUUGGUGAUCACACUUUUUUUCCCAGUUUGUGUAAAAAGUGAUUGGUGGGUUUUUUUGGGUCAAAUUUGAGUCCCAUUAACAUGGCUAAUAGGACUAGUUUCUGAGACAGACACCUGUAUUAGGAGAUGUAGUUCCACUUUUCUAACUACUGGAGGGCCAGAUACUGCUCACCUGUUUAGUGGGAUGAGGAGCUGAAGGAUUUGCAGUGUUUUAGAAGUGGCAUUGUGUGAUUGAAAGGCAAAGCCUUAUCGAUUUCAUAUCCUGUUCUGUCAUGCAUGUCAGUUUUGUUUUUUCAUCCAGAUAUUGGAGACUGCACAAUCCUGCAGUUGUGGGUUACUGGCCAGGGGGAAAAAAAACUUCCCCUGCUCCUCAGGAUCCUUGCAUUGUACAGUUGGGCACCAAUUUUGAAUGGGGGGUGUAUUGUUUGUACAAUGCACUGCUGUAGGCUCAAGGAAACCAGGCUCAGCAGAGACAUCUUUUCCAUUUGGAUAAGAUCCUCUUACAUCAGUCCCAGUUAACCUGGCACUGGAAAAAAAAAUGCUUUUCCUGAAAGUAGGAAUUGGUUUUCAUGUUUUGCUCAUCCGAGACAUGUAGUGGCCCACUGGAGCAGCACUUACAGAGUCUCCAAUGCCAGAAUGAGGCUGUUAAUUUAGGAUUUGUGCUUUCUGAAGGAACCCUGUUCUAUCUCCUUACUCCGUCCAUGUGCAUGACGAGCAGUAGUCAAAAACUGUUUUGAGCAGUUAAGGUUGAAAUGUUCAAUAUUUCGAGGGAAUUCGUCUUUUUUGUUGGGGAAAGUAAACUGACUGUCAAUGCAAUUUCAUUUUCGAUUAAUAUACCUGCUGAUUUAUUAUAUACAAUUGUUAACCUCCAGCUAUGGAUGCUUUCAAAAGCUUGGAUUUCUAAACAAAUCUGCUAAUAAAGUUACUUUCUUUUCAAUGGA